Molecule: messenger RNA, 1620 nt
Organism: Lachancea thermotolerans CBS 6340
Lineage: Eukaryota; Fungi; Ascomycota; Saccharomycetes; Saccharomycetales; Saccharomycetaceae
Product: KLTH0H16192p
Exons: 1
Coding region: 1-1620 (539 amino acids)
Biological process (GO): transmembrane transport
Molecular function (GO): transmembrane transporter activity
Source: RefSeq, a predicted model, not a curated record
AUGCCUGAGAAUUACUCUUCAAGGCAACACGCAAGUGCCAAGAAUGCUGGCGACCGCGAUGAAGCAUCGAGCAUUCAGACUCCCGUGUUUACAAGAGGAUAUUCGCUGGAGUUAACAUCUAGCCCUGCUGCACACGUUGUAUCGAACAAUAUAGAGAAAUUAAAGGAUAUUGAAGACCAGACCACCUCUUCCCCUAAGUCAGAUAAAGAAAAUGCGGAUUUCAAUGAGAACACAAGAGAUAUGGAGGAUGACAACGGUCUGUACGCGAAGGACGAGUACCUUGAUCCGCCCCCGGAUGGAGGUUAUGGUUGGGUUUCCUGCGCAUGUGUAUCACUCUUGAAUUUUGCAACAUGGGGACCAAAUACCUCCUGGGGUGUGUUCUUGUCGUAUUUUCUAUCAUCGAACUACUUUCCAGGAGCUACACCGACUGAUUUUGCAAUAAUAGGUGGUCUAGUGAUCGGUCUCACUUUGUUCCUUCUACCGGUCGUGGCCGCAGCCAUGAGUCUCUUUGGGUACAAACCUACACUCGCAUUUGCCAUUGCUUUGGAAGCUGUAGCUUUCGUGGCUAGUUCCUUUGUAAAAAGUGUUGGAAUGUUGUAUUUCACUUAUGGAGUGCUUCUGGGUAUCUCUUUUGGAGUCAUUUUUGGUUCAAACACAAUAGUAAUUCCCGGGUGGUUUCUCAAAAAGAGAGCACUUGCAAACGGCUUUGGACAUAUGGGGGUCGGGUUUGGUGGUCUUGUUUACUCGUUUGCUGUUCGUGCGAUGAUUGACCGAACAGGCGAUCACAAAUGGGCGAUGCGAAUGCUUGCAGCGUCAACCUUCUUUCUCAAUAUAAUUUCGCUUUACUUCAUUCGCGUCCGAAAACCUAGAAUUCCUCAGCCAAAGAAGUCUGUCAAAGAAAUUAUGCAACAAACAUUUGACAAGUCUGUGCUCAAAAUAGUACCUCUUCAUUUAUGCAUGCUGUGGGCUUCGUUUGCCUCUAUUGGUUACGUUAUAUUAUUGUUUUCGAUGUCAAACUUUGCAACUUCCAUGGGUAUGACUUCGCAGCAAGCUACAAUUGCUCUCGCCGUUUUUAAUGGUUCGCAAGCCAUAGGUAGACCAUUCAUGGGCUGGAUAUCAGAAAUUGUUGGCAGAUGCAAUGCUACUAUCCUAAUUAUGGUGUAUGACUUGAUACUCAUACUACCUUUUUGGCUAAAUAUCACAAAAUUUAGCGAAUUGGUGCCAUUUUGCUUCUUGCUUGGAUUUGGUGUGGGUGUUGGGUCUGUGAACAUUGUUCCUCUGGUUUCAGAUGUCGUAGGGAUACAAAAGUUUGCAGCAGGUAUCGGAUACGGAUUAUUCGGUAAUGGCGUUGUCAGUAUAUUUGCCGAAGUUAUCGGCCUGCAUCUAAGAACACCAUCAUCCUCGCGACCCUAUCUGCAUUGCCAAAUAUUUGUCGCAUGCAUGUUCUUUGGUGGACUUUUAUGUCUCAUGCCAUACCGCGAGUUAAAAUUGAGAAGAGUUCUUGCCGCAAAAGUUAGAAACUCAAGCAGCACCGAACAGCAGAAAGCCUACUAUCAGGAACUUCAGCAGAAAACUCCAUACAACUACAUCAAAAGGAUGUUUUUCAUUGUUAAGGCUUGA